GUUCUGUGUCUUUCACCAACAGUUCGGGUCUUUUUAUACUCAACUUUUCGGUCUAACUACGCCCUUCUUACACGCAGUCAUCGUCACAACACCAAUCGCAAUCUUGACGGGGCGGUUUCCAAGUCUCAGUGUCUUCAACUAUUCCCGAGGCGAAUUCACUUUCCCUGGACUUCUUUAACCAUAGCCGAGAACAGGCACAUUCGUGAUUUCAAGGCGAGACUUUCAAAAAUCCCACCGUCUGGUGGGAGUAGCCAUUGGUUAAAAUGGAACGCAGCGUAACAAAGUGUCCCGGUAUAAAAGCCGAGACGGUCACAUCAGUUUAACACAUCGUCCCUUGCAGUCGAUUCCUCUUCUGACUUUCUCACAGUGUUAAGUCAAAGUCAAUUCGAAAUCAUGUCUCUGUCCUACCACUUUUUGAUCUUUGUGAGUUUAGGUGUUGUGGCCGUUGUGAUGGGCAACAAUUACAAGCCGCCCGCCUAUCACCAGCCGAAAUACGAACCGAAAUACGAGCCAGAGAUCCCGGCCUGCUCCAAGAACACGACCAAGAACUGGUGCCUGGAGGAUUCCGAGUACCCGGCCUACGAAGUCGUUUACGAACUGGACAAGCACUACGAGGCCGUUGUGGCUUUGUACAAGAACGUCGUGGCCGAAACGGCCAACUCGGUCGACACUUUGACCAAAUUGGUGGACGAGACUUACCUCUGCCCCAGCGCCACCUCCUACGUCCAGCCGCUGCGUGCCGUCAACACCAAAGGCAAGUGGCGUGUCAUCAUCAACAAAGUCGAGUCUUACGGCAUCAAAUACGAUCAACACGCUCGCAUCGAAGAAUGUGAGGCCGACGCGGCCGGAAAGGCCUGCCCCUUGGUCCCCACCUGCUACGAGUCCAAGUGCCUCCAGAAGAGCAUCUACCACCGUUUCCUCGUCUACGAUCCCACCGAUUACUAUUUCCCAUUCGCCAUCGAGACCUUCAAGUUGCCGGCCUCAUGCGCCUGUUUCGUUGGAGCCUUCAGCCUCUAAAUUAAUUCAAUUUCUUUUCUUUCCUUCUUUCUUCCAAUUUUUCGGCCAAUCCCAUUCCAAAUUGUCAUCAUCCAAAGGCUCCCAUCAGUCACCAAACGAUCCCUGUGAUAAUAUCAUUCGUGUAAUAACAUCUCUGCGCUUCACAGUCGACUCCUUUUUCAACUGAAAAAAAGAUUCGAAGUGGAGCGCAAAGGUUGGCGGUACCAUCCAACAUGAAAGCAGUCCCUCGCCCACAACAACAUCGUGGGUUUUAUUUAAUACGAAAAAUAGUUCUAUGCAUUUCCUUUAAUUAUUUUGGUUUUUUAUCAGACAAUAAAUUUCCUAUUUUACUGAAA
Molecule: messenger RNA, 1352 nt
Organism: Daphnia pulex (common water flea)
Lineage: Eukaryota; Metazoa; Arthropoda; Branchiopoda; Diplostraca; Daphniidae
Product: protein spaetzle-like
Exons: 4
Coding region: 394-1017 (207 amino acids)
Biological process (GO): regulation of Toll signaling pathway; innate immune response; central nervous system formation
Cellular component (GO): extracellular region
Molecular function (GO): Toll binding; growth factor activity
Source: RefSeq, a predicted model, not a curated record